Molecule: messenger RNA, 2292 nt
Organism: Entelurus aequoreus (snake pipefish)
Lineage: Eukaryota; Metazoa; Chordata; Actinopteri; Syngnathiformes; Syngnathidae
Product: trichohyalin-like
Exons: 9
Coding region: 1-1524 (507 amino acids)
Source: RefSeq, a predicted model, not a curated record
AUGAUGCAGCAUAACUCCAAAGGAGUCAAGAUGAUAUGUGCUGACAUCCAGGCCCUGGCUGUAUGGUGGUCUGCUCCUCGUGGACCCUUCUUCCAGGACCAAGACCUUGCAAAGGUCAACGGUCGAAUGAAUGACAUCUGUCCUUCAAGAAGUCCCGCCUCCUGGCUCCCUCUCCCCUCCUUCAGCCGCCGCCUAAUCCCCCCGUGGACCAGUUCUUCAAGACCUGACUCCUUUCAAAGAGCCAUAAAUCCCAGCAGCCAAAGAAGACAAAGAGCUGUUUGUCGUGCCGACGCGAGGAUUCUAGCGCUCGGAGACGGAUUCUUCUUCAGAUGUGCGCUCAGCGCCCAACAGCUGCUGGCCGGAGCCAGCAAACACUCCGUCGGCCAAUCCGUGACGCAAACGUUUCCAUGUGGCCCGGAGUGGCAGACGGUGCCAGCGCCCCAGGCGAGGAUCCUCAAGUGCUGCUUGUUUUCCCUGGAAGGGCUGGCGGCGCUGACAGCGGCUCCAGGAAACGUCCCACACAGCCGGCCACAGCAGGCAGCAGAUGGAAAAGGCAGAGCCCUUCUGGGGCGAGGCGUGGAGGAAGAAGACCACGGCCUUACAGGAAAACAAGACGACCAAGAAGAACAAGACGGACUAGAAGAAAAACUAGAAGAACAAGAACAAGACGAAGGAGAAGAAGAACUAGAAGAAGAAGAACUUGAAGAAGAAGAACUAGAAGAAGAAGAAGUUGAAGAACUAGGAGAAGAACUAGGAGAACAACUAAAAGAACAAGAAGAACUAGAAGAACAAGAAGAACUAGAAGAACAAGACAAACUAGACAAACUAGAGGAACAAGACGAACAAGGAGAACAAGGAAUAACUAGAAGAACAAGAAGAAGUAGAAGAACAAGAACAAGAAGAAGUAGAAGAACAAGAACAAGAAGAAAAAGACGAACAAGACAACAAACUAAAAGAGGAACUAGAAGACGAACUAGAAGAAGAGCUAGAAGAAAAACUAAAAGAAGAAUAAGAAGAAGAAGAACAAGACGAACUAGAAGAAAAACUAGAAGAACAAGACAAACGAGAAGAAGAAGAACUAGAAGAACAAGAAGAGCUAGAAGAAGAAGAAGAGCUAGAAGAAGAACUAGAAGAGGUAGAAGAACUAGGAGAAGAACUAAAAGAACUAGAAGAACAAGACGAACAAGAAGACGAACAAGGAGAACAAGAAGAGCAAGAACAAGUAGAAGAACAAGACCAAGAAGAACAAGACAAACUAGAAGAAGAGCUAGAAGAAGAACAAGAACAAGACAAACGAGAAGAAGAAGAACUAGAAGAAGAAGAGCUAGAAGAAGACCUAGAAGAAGUAGAAGAAAUAGGAGAAUAACUAAAAGAACAAGAAGAACUAGAAGAACAAGAAGAACAAGACAAACUAGACGAACUAGAGGAACAAGACGAACAAGAAGACAAACAAGGAGAACAAGAAGAUCUAGAAGAACAAGAACAAGAAGAACGAAGAACCAGACGAACAAGACGACAAACUAAAAGAGGUACUAGAAGACGAACUAUAAGAAGAGCUAGUAGAAGAACUAGAAUAAGAAUAAGACAAGACAAACAAGAAGAACAAGACGAACUAGAAGAAAAACUAGAAGCAGAACAAGAACAAGACAAACAAGAAGAAGAACUAGAAGAACUAGAAGAAGAAGAAGAAGAAGAAGAAGAGCUAGAAGAAGAAGCCAACACUGACGCCGCGCGCCAAUGUUCUUAUCCGUGGCGGAGCAGGAAGGGGCUAGUUUGCAAUAUAAAGUGAAUCAGGUGUGUGGAGAGAGAUGUCAGCGCUGCCUGCAGGAGCAAAGGUCACCGCCUCUGUACAUGGUGCUGAGGACAGAGGGCCAUCAGACUGGGGCGUGGCAGUGCUGACGUAAGCGGCCGGGAGCAGGAGGAGAGUGAGGAUACGGACGUGACUGAAAGGUCGCGUUCUGCUGGAGAAAACUUUUGGACGUGUAACCCGCUUCUGUCACCUUCCUCCUUCACCGCUUCAUCCGAGCAGGCCGCCAAGUGGCCCCAUAAUGUCACCGUCAUUCCCGCUCAGGCUUUUUUACCGAAGGUGGGCCCUCAGGAAGGAAGGAGUGAGAUGGGAACAAAACGUCCUCGUUUAUCUUCUGUAAGCCAGCGCUAAAAAAGAUUUUGUCUUGACCCGGGAACUACAAAGCGGAGAGAAAGCACGACCUGCCCAAGCAACAGGCACCUGUUCUUUGAACUGUUUUACGACCUUUUCUUUGAACUCUUUUACGACCUUUUCUUUGAACCGAC